GCACUCAAAAUGACCUAAACGGUACUCAAAAUCAAGAUUAGGUUUUCACACAUUAAAAGAAAAAAGAAGGAAAACUUUGAAAAAACGCGUUUGACCUUGUAAACCCCGUCCGUCCACCAUUACAAAGGGCAAGAGCGGACUCUUCUUCCAUUUCACAGAAGAUCGGAAAAAAGAAAAGAAAUUAUAUAAUCCCUUAAAAACAAUCCAAGAAUCUCCAGCUCAUCUCACAACCACCUUUCUUUCUUUUACCUGCCAUCAAUCAAGCCACUAACAUCUCGUAUUUUUUCUUUUUUAAUUAUUUUUUAUAGAAAUUUUCUCUCUGUUGUUCUUGAUCUGAUCUUUUUGUCCAAAACCCAUCUUUUUUUCCAAGAUUUCUAUAGUGGGUUUUGUGUGUUUUCUCCAUUCGUCCGCCGUGUGGUUAAAUCCAUGGCGGACUUAGUGAAGCAAAUCUUGGCAAAGCCUAUUCAAUUAGCAGACCAAGUUAUCAAAACAGCAGAUGAAGCGAGCUCUUUUAAACAAGAGUGUGCAGAACUCAAAUCCAAGACAGAAAAACUCGCCGCUCUACUCCGUCAAGCAGCUAGAGCUAGCUCUGAUUUAUACGAGCGACCUACUCGCCGGAUCAUUGACGAUACAGAGCAAGUCCUUGAUAAAGCUCUAACUCUUGUUCAAAAAUGCCGUGCCAAUGGUCUCAUGAAGCGCGUUUUCACUAUUAUUCCAGCCGCCGCGUUUCGUAAAAUGUCAUCUCAUUUGGAAAAUUCAAUCGGCGACGUGUCGUGGCUUUUACGAGUUUCGGCGUCCGCCGAUGACCGUGACGACGAGUAUUUAGGAUUGCCUCCGAUUGCUGCUAAUGAGCCAAUUCUCUGUCUUAUAUGGGAACAGAUAGCGAUUCUCUAUACUGGAUCAUUAGACGAUAGAUCUGAUGCUGCCGCCUCGCUGGUAUCGCUGGCAAGAGACAACGAUCGGUACGGGAAGUUGAUUAUCGAAGAAGGAGGAGUUCAACCUUUGUUGAAGUUGGUCAAAGAUGGGAAAAUGGAGGGUCAAGAAAACGCUGCAAGAGCAAUCGGAUUGUUGGGUCGGGACCCGGAAAGCGUAGAGCACAUGAUCCAUGCCGGUGUUUGUACGGUGUUUGCGAAAAUCCUCAAAGAAGGUCCGAUGAAAGUUCAAGCUGUUGUAGCUUGGGCUGUAUCAGAACUGGCUGCGAAUUAUUCAAAAUGUCAAGAUCUUUUUGCGCAGCAUAAUGUAAUUCGGUUACUAGUGGGUCAUCUUGCAUUUGAAACAGUUCAAGAACAUAGCAAAUAUGCAAUUACUAGCCAUAAAGCCACUUCAAUCCAUGCUGUUGCUGCUGUAAUAAAGACACCGCCGGUAUCUGCACCUGAGGAAGAUCAAAGUCGAAUUCCUCAUCCAACGGGUAAUCAAACGCAAAUUAAUCGGUUGCAUACUGUUGUUGCUAACACUAUGGCUUUGAAUGCUGCUUCUAAGCCUAAACAAGGGGGUAGUAAUAACAAUAACAAUAAUAACAAUGGGAAUAACAGUAUGAAGCUAAAUCAUCAUCAACAGAGUCCUUCUCUUUCUGGGGUUAGUCUUAAAGGAAGAGAAUUUGAAGACCCUGCAACGAAGGCGAAUAUGAAAGCAAUGGCAGCUAGAGCACUUUGGCAACUUGCCAAAGGAAAUUCAUCAAUUUGUCGAAGUAUAACUGAAUCAAGAGCACUUUUGUGCUUUGCAGUGUUAUUAGAGAAAGGGACUGAAGAUGUUCAAUUCAAUUCAGCUAUGGCUUUAAUGGAGAUAACAGCUGUAGCAGAAAAUGAUUCUGAUUUAAGAAGAUCAGCAUUUAAGCCUAAUUCACCUGCUUGCAAGGCCACUAUUGAUCAAUUGUUGAGAAUCAUUGAAAAAGCUGAUUCUGAUCUUUUAAUACCUUGUAUUAAGGCUAUUGGGAAUUUGGCAAGAACAUUUCGAGCUACAGAGACAAGAAUGAUUGCUCCAUUGGUUAAACUUCUAGAUGAAAGGGAAGCUGAAGUUUCAAGAGAGGCUGCAAUUGCUUUAUCAAAAUUUGCCUGUACAGAUAACUAUCUUCACCUUGAUCAUUCCAAGGCGAUUAUACAAGCUGGAGGGGCAAAGCAUUUAAUUCAACUUGUUUAUUUUGGUGAACAAAUUGUUCAACUUUCAGCAUUGCUUCUCUUAUCCUACAUUGCUUUGCACGUCCCAGAUAGCCAAGAGCUUGCUCAAGCUGAGGUGCUUACUGUGUUAGAAUGGGCGUCUAAGCAAUCUUUUGUUACUCAAGAUAAAAUAGUCGAGUCAUUGCUACCAGAGGCUAAAAGCAGACUGGAGCUUUAUCAAUCUAGAGGUUCAAGGGGAUUCCAUUGAUUUUUGAACUUGAAUAAUGAUACUUAGUGUUCUUAGUAUGUUCUUGCAUAUAAUUUCUUUUUUCUUGUCUAUUUUGCUUCUGUCAUUCUAAUGGAGUGUACAUACAAUUACUUCUUUUUCAUUUAUGAUUUGUUUCAAAGAAUUAUGAGUCUUUUUGCAUAGCUUCAUUGUACAAUUUAGCUAAGCUCUUUGUCAUGGCCAGAACAAGUUUUGGAACACUUUUUAUGUUAAUGUCAUAGUAUCCCUCUUCCUCUUCUUCA
Jatropha curcas is the source of this 2621-nucleotide messenger RNA. RefSeq lists its product as uncharacterized. Gene Ontology annotation, molecular function: protein binding. NCBI's taxonomy places the organism in Eukaryota, Viridiplantae, Streptophyta, Magnoliopsida, Malpighiales, Euphorbiaceae. Gene Ontology annotation, biological process: cell surface receptor signaling pathway. The record is from RefSeq and is a predicted model, not a curated record.